GAGUAAUCUGAAAAACAAACAACCCAACACCACUUCCAUCCUGUACUGGACAAGCAACAGUGACAAAGGGAUUGCUACAGACCAGGCAAAUUCUUCACAAAAAAAAAUAAUCCAUCUCACCUAAAAGAAGAAUCUCCGGAACACAAUCCCUGGAACACAAUUCCAAACAGCUGUAAACUCAGAGGACUGGGAGAGAAGAAAAUGAUUUAUAGAAUUGUAUUGAUACUAUCUCUGUACAGGCUAUCGCUGUGUCAAGAAGGAAGAAUAGAAAAGAUCCAAAAAUGUGAAACAAGAUGUUCCAAGGGCCUCCAAUGCAAAAGCAAACUCCACCAUUACUUUGCCCAGUGCCGGAGUCAACCCACCAGCCUCAGAGCAAUUGUCACCUUUCAGAACGUCAGCCUGUCGACAGUAAUGAAAUGUGAGGGAAGACAGAAUUGCUCUCUUCACCUGCAGGCCCACACUGCUCUUCAGCUCAGUGAGCACAUCCAUGGUUUCUCUAUCUGCAUUCUCACUGCAGGGAUGAUAUUUAACCAAUGUAGGCUUGUCACCUUCCCCAAAUCAACCAUGCAGACAUGGGAGGGACUACAGGUGGAGGUUCAGGAUGACUUUUCUCGGGUAUGGCCAAGUCAAGAUGUCCACGUCACUUUGAAAACAUAUCCAAGCUACUGUGGUGUGACUUGGUCAAGCACUUACCAUGUCCCAGAAUGUAGCAGCAAUGAUCUUCGUUCAAACAUUCCAGAGUGCAUCACCGGAAGGCUUGCCUACACUGUGGACUCGAAAAGGAAAAAGCUGGAGGUGUCUGUCUCAGACAUGCUGGAGAAUAAAGACUAUCAACUGAGGCUGUGUCAGAAAGGACAGUUCACAUGCAGAGACACAGGGGAAAACACAAUGAUCAAAAAGGAUGACGUGUCAAAGAAUGCUACUCUGCAUUACUCCACACCGCUGCCUUGUCUCUGUAUUGAGGGCUGGUCUGCAAUGUCUGAUGCACCCAGAGUUCAAGUCUGUCCCUUCAAAGACCGUCUGGAGGAGUUGUGGUCUGGCAUUACCUAUGACCCCAUGGAGGCGACGUUGUCAUGGGAACCAGUGUGUCCUGUUGCCGCAGUGAUCUCACUGUGCCAGAAACGAGGGGAUAAUGGAUGUGAAGACCUGGAGGGAUCCUUACAGAUCCUCAACAGGGAAAAGAUAACAUUCUCUGGAGUGGAUCCACACGCACAGCUUUGCAUGAAGUUUACCACAGAUUCAGGAUCCUGGAUCCAGUGCCCCUUUGCUGAUGGGAAUUUCCAAGCCUGGGACCUGAGUGUAGAGCAACGAGAGGGUCAGCAGCAACUGGUCGUGACAUCGCGGGUCAAAUCUCCACUCUCUCUGUACGUGUGUGUGACGACGGGGACCUCCAACUGCAGCCCAGUGCACUCGUUCCAUGUUCACGUGGAAAAAUCUGUUAGUCUCAACCUGACAGUAAACCUAUGCCAACCAAACACCUGUCUCCAGGUGAAGAGGCUUCAUGUGAAAUAUGGCACCACCAUCCUUCACUGCCAUCCGGAAUGCUGUAAGAUGGUCCAAGACGAUGCCAGAGGCCAUGCCACUUCCAUGGCUGAGAGCCACAUGGCAUUGCAAGGCUACUGGGAGCUGACCCUGGUAGUCAUUUCAGCUGCAGCUUUGAUCUCUGUUGUCACAAUGGCAGCUUCACUGAGACACAUUUUAACUGUAUACUGGAGGAUCAGAAAAGGACAGGAUGGGGUCUGUCUAUCAAAACAACAUACAGAACCUCCACACACGGCGGGCCAUGUCAGCCUAGGACUCCAGUAUCACGAGAUCCCUGUGCCUGACACUCCCCAGUUUAAAAACAGUGAGAAGGCCAAUUUACUCAAAUAAUCUAAUGCCUGUACAUAAAGAUGAUGAUGUUACAAAAAGUUAAAAAGAAUAUAGUACUCUGUAUAUUUUUGUUCUUUUUGUUGCCUUUUGCAUUGGAUAAAUAUUUUUGUUGAUGUAAGUAAACAGUAUGUUUUAAUAUAUUUAAGAUAUGACUUAAUAUGGAUGAAUUUAACUGUAUAUUAUGUGCUGUAUGUGAAAUAUGAAAUGAGUGUUUUGUUAUAUGUAUCAAUAAUUUUUCCUACUGGUGUUACUGUGCAUUGUCAUUUAGGUCCUACACAAAUAUAUAUAGUCAGUGAAAGGUUCUCCAGGACUGGUCAUUUUAAUUUGUCUCAGUUUUAAAAAAGACAACAGUAGACACUAAUGGAGAGACCCCUUUUGGACCAAUUGAGAUAUUGUGUGUGACUAAUAAAUAUUACAUUUUUACUAUCGUC
This is a messenger RNA of Esox lucius (northern pike), 2303 nucleotides long. It is a transcript of the gene il17rel, whose product is annotated as interleukin 17 receptor E-like. Lineage: Eukaryota; Metazoa; Chordata; Actinopteri; Esociformes; Esocidae. The coding region runs from base 202 to 1872 and encodes 556 amino acids. The record is from RefSeq and is a predicted model, not a curated record. Gene Ontology annotation, molecular function: interleukin-17 receptor activity. The transcript is spliced from 18 exons.